Messenger RNA from Leptopilina heterotoma, 633 nucleotides. RefSeq lists its product as uncharacterized. The coding region runs from base 1 to 633 and encodes 210 amino acids. NCBI's taxonomy places the organism in Eukaryota, Metazoa, Arthropoda, Insecta, Hymenoptera, Figitidae. The transcript has 2 exons. The record is from RefSeq and is a predicted model, not a curated record.
AUGAGCAUUGAUGUGUUUGGACAUCCCUUGUCACGGCCUCUUGCAAGUCGUGGACUUCCUGGACCUUCUGGAAUUGGUUUUAAAAUUACUCCAAGUGGACAAUACGACAUUGAUAACAAAAGACUUUGCAACGUUCAAGACGCUGAAGACUUACAAGGCAAUUAUAAAUGGAUUAAUCUUUUACCAACUCUCAUGUCAAAGUACAAUAAUAAAAAGCAUCGUACUAUUGGUAUGAAACCCAAAGAUGUCACCGUAGAAGAUACAAGAGAACUGUUGAGACGUAUCCGUAAACUACGUAGAAUUCCGUUGAAAAGAUCAAAAUUCAAAGUUGCAGACAGAGUUCGAGUUAGCAAAUUUAAAAAUAUCUUUGAAAAAGGAUAUACUCCCAACUGGAAAACGGAAAUAUUCACUGUGGAAAAAGUUAAAUCAACAAAACCAGUUACAUACAAGCUGAAAGAUUAUCAAAAUCAACCCAUCGAAGGUGGUUUCUAUGAAGAAGAAUUGCUGAAAGUCCAAUAUCCAGAUGUUUACCUCAUAGAAAAAGUUCUCAAGACUCGUGGUAAUGAUGUAUAUGUGAAAUGGCUUGGAUUCGAUAGCUCACAUAAUAGUUGGAUAAAAAAAUCUGAUAUGUAA